AUGGCAAUGGAUUACUUUUUUUGGUUGGUGUUUUCUCAAGAUAUUGCUGUUACUCGUGCCUUCCAGGAUAUUAAAUUAAGUUGGUGGAUCUCCAAUGUUAACUCUUAUGAGUCUCACUAUCCUCAUUUAUCUCACAACAAAGCCAUUACUGAUGAAUUCAGCAUGAUAAGAAAAUCAAAUGAUUUUGUUGAAUUGAAAACUAUAAAUUGCAAUAAGGUUGAUAUCAUUAAAAAGAAUAUUAUUACUGAUGAUGUUACCGAUAUUAUCAACGUCGAUACAAAUAACGAUACCAAUAGCAAUAUUAUAAAUAAUAUUGUUAAUAGAAAUUCUAUUAAUAAUAACUUUAAUAAUAAUAAUUCUACUAAUAAUAGAGUUAUUAAUAACAAUAAUAAUGGGUUAGUUGUACAACCUUCUCCUUUAGAAUGGUUAAGAUACAUGGUAUUGAUUAAACUUUUCUCGGUUCCAAGAUUUUCUUCUCGAUUAAUAUCACCUAAACUUAUAUCACCGGCCAAUUCUUUUGAUAAUAAUCAAAAAAAUGAUUCAAAACGUGAUUCAAAACAGGAUAUUACUCUUAACAAUCAAAAUAAUGAUGGUCAUUUAAUUCAUCCUGAUCCUGUUCAUUUAAAAGAUCCUUCCUCAUUAGAUUCUUUAACUAACAAUUUAAAUCAAUUAUCUUUAUCUGAUCCCUUAAUAGGUAGUUCUAAAAUUAAUCAUACUAACCAAACUAAUACAAGUAAUACAAAUAAUAUACAUGAUCCAUUUAAUUCCACCACAAAUGAAAUACAUAUAUCGAUCUCUAUGGUUGAUGAUGAUGAAAGACAAAUUGAUGUUAUGCCUGCUAAUGAUGAAUCAAUCAAUUCAGCUGUCGAUUUAUCACAGGAACUUGAAUCGU
This is a messenger RNA of Racocetra fulgida, 892 nucleotides long. The record is from the annotation of a GenBank genome assembly. Lineage: Eukaryota; Fungi; Glomeromycota; Glomeromycetes; Diversisporales; Gigasporaceae.